AUGUCUGAUGGCUUACAUCUGGAUGUGAAUAAUAGCCAUCCAUCGUACUCAGGUACGCGCCACCGGGACCUGUACGACCUGGAUUCUGCAUCUUUCGAGAGGUUGAUAGCUCUCAUCCUCGAUGAGCCCUGCUCCUCCACUCUAGGGGCCACAUUCCAGGGCCUAUGGAUUCGCAACCACAUAGCUCGGGCCAAAUCCCGGAGCCUUAUCCCAGCAUUCCGGACGUAUUCUCGCUCCCGCUCCAACACGCUGCGCUGUUGUUGCGGGCGAGAAGACUGUGCUCUGCUCGAGCAUAAUCAUGUAGCCCUCGAGGGGCUGGAGAAGGACCUCGAGACGGCAGCUAAAUUAGGCCAGCGCGAAAAGCGCCAAGUGCAAGCAGAAAACGCGCGUAUCGUGGAAGAGAACCGUGAUCUGCUGGAACAACUUGACAAUUUGAACAAUGCUGUCUUGGAGUCCGACGAGCAUGUUCAGUCCCUGACUCUUACGCUUGAGAGCACCGAAGCCGAAUUACGAAGGCUCACUGUUGCUGCAGCGCGCGCAGCUGAGCUCGAGGCCCAGCUUGCGCUGAUGGAGACCGAACAGUCGAGGCUCCAUGAAACCAUCUCUUCCGUCAAGGCAGAUGAGCGUUCUGCUGUGCAGCGCUGGCGCAAUGCGGAGAGUACUCUGCGUGGUCUACACGACCAGGUCGAGCGAAUUGAGAAGGAAGCGCGUGAAGAGCGCGAGAGACAUGAGGAGCUGAUUCAGCGGAUGGAGCGUAAGCGAACGGUGGAGCGAGAGCUGGAUAAUGCGGCGGGCCGCUUGAAGGGGGCCGCAGCUGCGUCUGAACUUGGCCGUAACUCUGGAACACAUGUGGUUUCCAGGUUCGUGAAGGAUAUCUUGCAGGAUAAUGCGAACCUGCAAGUUGGGAUCAUGGAACUCCGGGAAAUGCUCGAUAGUUCCAAUCAGGAGGUGCAAAACCUCCGAGAUCAGGUCUUGUGUCAUCAACCGCUGGCCGGCGAUGAAGGCGAUGCUGAGGUCACUCCAACUGCUACUCUCAGCGAAGAAUUGGAAAAAGGGUGCGAUCAAUCGACGAGCCAAGAAGAAGCGCCCUAUUCUGGGAAGCCCUAUUCCAUGCAUUCUGCUGUGGGAACACAAUCACCCCGCAGGUCAAUUCAUCGCUCCCAGUCUUCUGGCUCGUCUAUGAACACCGUUCUCUCGCAAACUUCUGUCUCUAUUCCUCCCGCAUCGUCUCGCAGGUGGUCCCUUCAGUCACCAGCAUUAGACUCGUUGGCCAGCUCCCCGCAGUCGGCCUUCCGCACAUCCUCGAUAUUUGACCGCGUGGAUCGUGGAUCAGACGAUUACUCUCAACCGACAAGUCCCGACAGUACGGUCUUCUCGUCCCCGCUCAUUAGUGCUCGUAAUGUGAAAGGCUUAGAUCUGCCUAUCAGGCCUAUGGGCAACCUUGAUAAUGACUCAGCCCAGCUGGAAAAUUCGACCGAUCUCUUCAAUGAUUACCUCUACGAUCGGCCCACAAUCCUUGACUACCACGACAAACAGCCCGCCAUCCCAGAAGAGUCGGAGCCAUCUGGAUCUGGGCCCGACAAAAAUCAGUCUUUCACUGGUGACCCGUCCUCAGCGCCUGGAGAUGACAUCUUCGAUCUGCAUAUGCAGUACACCCCUUUACGCAAGUCAGCUUCCCAUGAGAGUCUUCUUUCAAUAGCCGGCAUGGACAUCCAUACAUCGACAGACCGCGAAGCUCGUAUGGGCAUAUGGCACCCCGGAAUGCGCAUUCCGCGUCGUUUGGUAUCGCCGAGCGUGGAAUUGUCGUCAACACCGCCUAUCAUAUCAACUGCCAAUAUUGUUGCGGACCGUGCCCGAGCUUCCGAUAAGUCAUCUCGAGCUCUUUUGGCCUCCAUGGCUGCAAGUAGUAUCCCCUCGGACUCUGCGUCAGUAGUGUCUGUCGACAGCAACAGCACCAGUUCUACGACCACUCCCGGGCCCCGCAAGUCAUCUGCACUGACACGUCGUGUAGGUGGCUGGGUGCGCGGCAGAUGGGGCAUGGCCCCUGUCUCCGAGAAUUGUGAUUGCCCCGGUGAUGGAAACCAGGCUACCACAAAGCCAGCAUCCGCGGACCCUCCACAGGGGGAGCCAUCGCCGGCUACUGUGACAACUCGCCGGAAAACAUCGGACGAGCCGCCGCCGCUCCGAUUCAGAGUUACAGGCGUGAACCAGAAAGGUCCAAUCAUGGGAUUUCUCCCUCCCCGCCCUGCUCCGGUCUCUGUACAGGUCCAAGGAAUCGAUGAGAAUCUGCUGCGCGAAAGUCUUGCAGAAGAAGCCCAUCGGUGA
This is a messenger RNA of Penicillium chermesinum, 2325 nucleotides long. RefSeq lists its product as uncharacterized. NCBI's taxonomy places the organism in Eukaryota, Fungi, Ascomycota, Eurotiomycetes, Eurotiales, Aspergillaceae. The transcript is spliced from 4 exons. The record is from RefSeq and is a predicted model, not a curated record. Bases 1 to 2325 code for a protein of 774 amino acids.